Messenger RNA from Zychaea mexicana, 829 nucleotides. RefSeq lists its product as uncharacterized. The coding region runs from base 25 to 534 and encodes 169 amino acids. Lineage: Eukaryota; Fungi; Mucoromycota; Mucoromycetes; Mucorales; Lichtheimiaceae. Gene Ontology annotation, biological process: protein targeting to vacuole; late endosome to vacuole transport via multivesicular body sorting pathway. Gene Ontology annotation, cellular component: Vps55/Vps68 complex; fungal-type vacuole membrane. The transcript is spliced from 6 exons. The record is from RefSeq and is a predicted model, not a curated record.
ACCAUAACCACCACUUCUCUAGAAAUGAACUCCUUCGAUAACAACAACAGUAUAUUUAUCUGUGGGCAAUUUCAAUGCUGUGGUACAAAGAGUCGCCAAAUGGGCAUCUACGUUGCCGGCAUGCUGUUUGCUUUGGGAUGGUGGAUGUUCAUAGAUGGCCUAAGCUUUUCUUCUACUUUACCGGAUCGUAAAGCAUAUGCUGGUUUCGAGGAUUGGGCGCCUGGCAUCAUAACUACUUUCGGCAUGAUUAUAGUCUGCUUAAUCGAUAAAGAAGCUCUACGGGGUUCAACAUUUGAUGAUGGCAUUCCCUGGCGAGCCCGUUUCUUCCUUUUUGUGGGGUUUGCUCUGAUGGCAGGCGGAUUUGCUGGAUCUGUGAGCGUACUUGUGGUAAAGUAUGUAAUGCACGAUCUAGAGCUUAUAGAUUCCUACAUUGGUAUAGGCACCGUUGUUCAAUGUGGGUUAAUUAUGCUCAGCACGGCAGUUUUGUGGAUCGCACAAGAUGCGAAUAUGGAUAAUGAGCUCCGUAUCUCUUAAGGCUAUAAGAGUGAAGGUGUUAAUGGUUCUUUAUAUAUUUUAUUUCCUUGUGGUCAAUAUUCUUUCUUUCACCAAGAAUGUAUAUAUGAAUCGAUUCCCCAUCAAUGAAUUUUUAUGACCAAUAAUGUGCAUGAAAUCUACUGUGUAUUAGGCUCGCUAGUUCUUGUUCCUGUGGUGUAGUUAAUAUUAAUUUGUAAGAGUGUAUAUCCACUAUGCUUCAUGGCUAUAUUGAGGAAAGCAAUGGAACAAAACAACAGGAUGUUUUACUUAUAUAGUUUAAAGCAUACUAAUAAAU